GCCCGAUGUGGGGCUCUAUCCCAUAACGCCCAGGAUCACGCCCUGUGCUGAAGCAAAGUUGGAGUAAUCUGUCAUCUGUCACAUAGGGAUUGCUGGCCAUUCCCAGCAAGUGGUGACCCCAACGUGACCAUCUUGCAACGGACACUGUAUGGAUCGCCCAAAAAGAAAAAGUCUGCACGCGUGUCCUCUGGGAUCUCCUAUAGCUUGGGAACUGAUAGGACAUCACAUCUCCUGUGGACAGCACAUCAAAGGACCUAUUUGAGAGAUAGACAAUUACCUCUGAUGGUACCAGUGUCAAAAGGUAAGAAUAUAAAAGCUCAACCACCCUUGAGCAGAAUGAGCCGGGAAGAGUUGGAGGACAACUUGUUUCGUCUUCGUGAAGAACACAUGUUGGUGAAGGAGCUUUCUUGGAAGCAACAGGAUGAGAUCAAAAGGAUGAGAACAGCAUUGCUCCGGCUGAGGGCGACGGGUAGGGACCCGAGGGCGGAGGCGGCCGAGGCAGACCAGCCGGCAAGGCGGCGGCGGAAUGUGGGGUGGUGGCAGCCCCCCGCUAAGCACCAGCGCCCCCUGAUGCAUGGGCUGCAACCACAGUUCCAGCGUGUCGGGCCCCCUGCUCCCCGAUGCUGGCAGCCCCGGAUCCGCGCGGGACACAGACAGCUCCGCACCGCCGGUGCACCAUCCCCCGAGAAACCCAAGAGGGGGCCCAGUGACAGGCUGAGUUACACAGCUCCUCCCACAUUCAAGGACCAUGUGACAAAUGGGAAGACCAGAGGUGAAACACCCAGUGAACUGAAUACUAUGCGAGUGGAAGAUCCACCCAAGUCUGCUGAGAAAAUGUGGUCCAAAGAUGAAGAUUUUGAACAGAGACGCUCUUUGGAGUGUGCUCAGAAGGCCACAGAACUUCGAGCUUCCAUUAAGGAGAAUAUAGAGCUGAUUCGGCUUAAGAAGCUCUUGCAUGAAAGGAAUACCUCACUGGUCGCAACAAAAGCACAGCUAACAGAAGUUCAGGAGGCAUAUGAAACUCUGCUCCAGAAGAAUCAGGGGAUCCUGAGUGCAGCCCAUGAUGCCCUCCUCGGGCAAGUGAAUGAGCUCAGGGCAGAACUGAAGGAGCAGAGCAAGAAGGCUGUGAGCUUGAAGAGCCAACUGGAAGAUGUGUCCAUCCUGCAGAUAACACUGAAGGAGUUUCAGGAGAGAGUUGAAGAUUUGGAAAAAGAACGAAACUUGCUGAAUGACAAUUAUGACAAACUUUUAGAAAAGUGA
Ailuropoda melanoleuca (giant panda) is the source of this 1260-nucleotide messenger RNA. RefSeq names its product X-linked retinitis pigmentosa GTPase regulator-interacting protein 1-like. NCBI's taxonomy places the organism in Eukaryota, Metazoa, Chordata, Mammalia, Carnivora, Ursidae. The transcript has 11 exons. Gene Ontology annotation, cellular component: photoreceptor connecting cilium. The record is from RefSeq and is a predicted model, not a curated record. Gene Ontology annotation, biological process: non-motile cilium assembly; retinal rod cell development. Bases 283 to 1260 code for a protein of 325 amino acids.